Messenger RNA from Trichechus manatus latirostris (Florida manatee), 1191 nucleotides. It is a transcript of the gene TMEM250, whose product is annotated as transmembrane protein 250. Lineage: Eukaryota; Metazoa; Chordata; Mammalia; Sirenia; Trichechidae. The transcript has 2 exons. The coding region runs from base 240 to 710 and encodes 156 amino acids. The record is from RefSeq and is a predicted model, not a curated record.
CGGCGGCCGCCUAGCCUGGCGCCCCGCGCCCUCGCACUGAUCGCGCGGGGCUGCGCGCCCUCGGCACCAUGCGGCCGCCCUGCUCUUCGCGCCCCGAGGAAGAGGGGAGCCCGCAGCUCCAGCCCCCAGCAUCGUCGCCGGCCUCCCCAGUGGCUCCGGACGCCGGCGCCGCCGCGGAGAGGGCACCCGGCCAGCACUUCCCCGGAGCCUCAGCCGUGGGCUCCCAGGCCUAGGGGCCCAUGACGCCUACGCUGACUGCCACCUGGCCGAGCUCGCGCCACAGGGCCCCAAUGCCUGUCAUCCCCAUCCCGCGGCGGGUGCGCUCCUUCCACGGCCCGCACACCACCUGCCUGCACGCGGCCUGCGGACCGGUGCGCGCCUCUCACCUGGUGCGCACCAAGUACAACAACUUCGACGUCUACCUAAAGACGCGCUGGCUCUAUGGCUUCAUCCGCUUCCUGCUGUACUUCAGCUGCAGCCUGUUCACGGCGGCGCUGUGGGGCACGCUCGCCGCCCUCUUCUGCCUGCAGUACGUCGGCGUGCGCGCACUGCUGCGCUUCCAGCUCAAGCUGUCGGUGGUGCUGCUGCUGCUCGGCCGCCGCCGCGUCGACUUCCGCCUGCUCAACGAGCUGCUCAUCCACGGCAUCCACGUGACUGUGCUGCUGGUCGGCGGCCUGGGCUGGUGCUUCAUGGUCUUCGUGGACAUGUGAGGCGUGCAUGUGGCCCCUUCCUGGUUCGGGGACACCUGUGGCCCCAGUCUCCCCUCGGCAGGGAGGCCGGGUCCUUGGAAGCCUUACUGCCCCACCGUUCCACAGAAGGCGCGGGAGGCUUCACCUGCCGUUCCCGCAUCUUCAGCACAGGAGAGAAAAGGGCUGAGACUUGUUUCUGCAAAGGGGACGCGCGGCACAGCCCGUGUCUUUCUGCUUCCCCCUCCUGUGUGUGCACUUAGGUAGGUGCUGCGUCCCCUCACGUGCCUGUGCCUCUUGUGUCCAGCUUGGUCAGGUCGUCCUGGGUGUGGGGCCCAUCAUUCGGCUCUUGGAGGCCUCCUUGGGGCUCCCCAGCACCCUUUCUGGAACCACCUAUGGUGUGACUUUACCCACCCCCAGUGGUAUGGGAGAUCCUCAGCCCCUGGAUGGCAGUGCUGCCAGGAGCAAACUUGGAGGGUUCACCUUCCCACCCCACCCUUUCUGU